AUGACGCACGAAUACCCAGGUAUCAAUGUUGACUUGCGCCAUUAUCCUACUGGGCUGGCUGCAAAGUCGUACCCCAUUGGCGCCCAUGGCAACUGCGCGGGCGCCGAGUCGGAGCUUUUGCCUGUCCGCGAAGUAUUCAUGAUGGUAUUGAUGGACUGGUUGUCUGACAAGCCUGACUGGGACAAGAAGGUCUUCGAUGAGGAAAUAGUCGCCAAGUGGCGGAAGGAGGCAUUGGAGCAGCCGGAGGAUAAGCUAUAUGCACAGCUGGUUGAGAGUAAAUCGGGUGGAGUCAAAGUUCCCAUGCCACGCGCACGCAUGAUGUCGGAAACUGCUUUUGACUAUUGCAUGAAGGAGUUGAGGGCGAAAGCUGCUCACUUCCAACGGGUCUCAUCCCUACCCUCGAUUCGGCGGGCAACACCAUUGUCAAGUCUGACACCGUCGUGA
This is a messenger RNA of Pseudogymnoascus destructans, 444 nucleotides long. RefSeq lists its product as uncharacterized. Bases 1 to 444 code for a protein of 147 amino acids. The record is from RefSeq and is a predicted model, not a curated record. Lineage: Eukaryota; Fungi; Ascomycota; Leotiomycetes; Thelebolales; Thelebolaceae. The transcript has 2 exons.